This is a messenger RNA of Adineta steineri, 1575 nucleotides long. The record is from the annotation of a GenBank genome assembly. NCBI's taxonomy places the organism in Eukaryota, Metazoa, Rotifera, Eurotatoria, Adinetida, Adinetidae.
AUGGCUGGAGGUGCAGUUAUUUCACCUCCAUCAUCGAAUCAUGCGUAUCUUAAAGGUCGUCAACUUAUAUUUCCUUUAUGUUUAGCUAUUUCAUUAUUUUUUCUUUGGGGUUUCUCAUAUGGUCUUCUCGAUGUAUUAAAUAAACAUUUUCAAAAUGUUCUUAAAAUUACAAGACUUGAAUCUACAGCAUUACAAAUUGUUUAUUUUGGUGGUGGUUAUUUUUGUUUUUCACCAAUUGCUGCUGAAUUACUCAAACGUAAAGGUUACAAAACUACUAUUGUUAUGGGUUUAGCUCUUUACGCAUUGGGUGCUAUUGGUUUCUGGCCAACUGCUCAUUAUUCUAAUCCAAAUAAUGCUAAACAAGCAUUUGGUGGUUUUAUUGUUUGUACAUUUGUUAUUGCUUGUGGUCUUGCUACAUUAGAAACAUCAGCAAAUUCAUAUGCUACUAUUAUUGGUGAUCCUAAAUCAGCUUCUAUGCGUUUACAAUUUUGUCAAUCAUGGAAUGGUGUUGCUUCAUUUAUUGGUCCACUUAUUGCUUCAAGACUUUUUUUCUCAAGUGAAAAUGCUGAUAAUCUUGAUAAUGUCAAAUAUGUAUACAUAGCUGUUGCUUGUUCUGCAGUAUUAGUUGCUAUUUUGUUCAUCUUUUCUAAAUUACCAGAAGUCAUUACAGAUGAUGAAGAUUCGACAGGUACUACAAACGAUAAUAAACCAAUAUGGAAACAAUAUAAUAUGAUUUUUGCAUUCAUAGCAGAAUUUUGUUAUGUUGGUGCUCAGGUCACUAUUGGUUCAUUUUUUAUUAAUUAUGCUACUGAAAAUGCUGACUUUACAGAUCCCGAAGCUUCAAAUCUUUUAUCAUAUGCUCUCAUCGCAUUCACUGUCGGUCGGUUCGUUGGUACUGCUCUAGCACAUUUUUUUCAAGCUGAUUUAAUUCUUCUGGUCUAUUCAAUAAUUAGUAUUGUCUUAUCGGCUUAUACAUCUUUUGGUUAUGGCCGUUCUGCUGUUAUUGUUCUUAUGGCAUUAUAUUUCUUUGAAUCACUUAUGUUUCCAACUAUAUUUGUUAUGGGAACAACUAAUCUUGGUCGUCAUACUCGACGUGGAGCUGGCAUACUUAUUAUGGGAGUUUCGGGUGGUGCAGUCUUUCCACCUAUUCAAGGUGCUAUAGCUGAUGUAUAUUCAACUCGUAUUUCAUUUUUAGUACCAACAGUUGGUUUUAUUGUUGUUUUAGCCUAUGCACUUUUUCAUUGGAUUAAACAUGGAUUGAAAAUAAGACGUAUAUCUGCAAUUAUUGAUUUACAUGAUAUUCCUACUGCUGAACAAAAAAGAGCAUCGAUUAUUAUUACUCCAGAUACUGCCAAUACAACUAUUGAAAGUCAACAUGGUAAAACAAUGUCAAUGAAUAUAGCUGAAAAUGAAAAUCGCAAAGUAGAAUUUAUUAAAAUACAAUUAAAACAUACGUUUCAUCCACAUGGUAAAUUUCAUUUAUAUUAUAAAGGUCGACAUAUUAAAUCUCGACAUAAACUAUGUUAUUAUGGUAUAACCAGUAAUGAACAUAAUAUUCAAAUUAUUUUGUAUUAA